GUGACUUCCAAAUUCAGAACAGGAAGGACCGGUGUUUACAAUUGGGGAGAGCAGGAAGCAGAACAUUUGUGCGUGGCCAAUUUCUUGUUUUCAGAUCAUCUGUCUAAAGAAAAACGAUUAAAAUAAGUGAAACGGUUGCACUUGAUUACAAUGGCGGCGUCGGUUAACCCUAAAACCCAAGUGCCAUGAGUCAACGUGUCUUCGUUUCAGGACGUCAACGGUGCUGCUGCUGUACCAAUGUUGCAAUUGCAUGGAUAACUUCCUAGCGAGCUAGCUGUGCUAGCUAGCGUUAGCAUUCCAUUCCUUGCCAAGUAUCACCGUUGAACAGCCAUGGGCGCUGAGAACAGUGCCCUGCGGAGUGUGGUCUUGGAGGAGCCGCUGCUGACACUACCCUCCGGUCUCACCAUGUACUCCGCCAUCCUCCAGGACGGCAAGCCUGCCUCCGUGUUCGUUCAUAAACAAGGCAACGAGGACAAAGUUAGAAAGGCUGCAAAGCACCUGAAGACGUUGCGGCACCCGUGUCUGCUCCGCUUCCUGUCGUGCUCGGUGCAGAACGGGGGCGUGCACCUGGUGACGGAGCGCGUGCAGCCGCUGGAGAUGCUGCUGGACGAGCUGAGCCCCGAGGAGAUCUGCGCAGGCACCUACGACUUGCUCCAGGCACUGGUCUUCCUGCACGACCGGGGCAAGUCGAGCCACAACAACGUGUGCGUGUCCUCCAUCUUUGUGAGCGAGGAUGGCCACUGGAAGCUGGGGGGCAUGGAGGCCGUCUGCAAGUUCUCAGAGGCCACGCCAGAGUUCCUCAGCAGCAUUCAGGCGGUGCGGGAGAGCAGUGCUAUACCCCCUGAGGAGACGGUGGAGGGUUUCAAGGCUCUGCCGGAUCAGCACGCUCACGCUCGAGACGCGUUCUCCUUCGGGGUGGUGCUGGAGACUCUGUUGCCACUGCUCAGUGGAUAUGUGUCUGAGGAGGUGUCUGACAGUCUGAGGACCACGCUGCAGGCCAGUCUGCUGUCCCCCGACCCCGACAAGAGACCCCCCCUCAGCUCGCUGCUCACACACGACUUCUUCAGGAAUGACUUCCUGGACAUCACCAAUUUUCUGAAGAGCCUGACGUUGAAAACUGAAGAGGAGAAAAAUGAGUUUUUCAAGUUCUUGCUGGACCGAGUGCAGGGGCUCCCUCAGGAGUUGCUAGCCUCUCGUCUGGUUCCUCAGCUGCUCAACACUCUGGUGUUCGCCGAGCCCACCGCUGUUAAGAGCUUCCUACCACACCUGCUGCGACCCAAGAAAGAUUGUGUAGACGUUGAGGAGUGCUUGCUGUCGGAGACGCUGUACCAGAAGCACGUGGUGCCUCAGCUGCUGAAGCUCUUCAAGGUGAACGAGGAGCACGUCAGGAUGGUGCUGCUGCUGCACAUUCACAUCUACGCCCCUUACUUCACCCACGAGCAACUCAAGAACCACAUCCUACCUCAGGUGCUGUGUGGGAUGCGGGACACCAACGACUCCCUGGUUGCCAUGACGCUGCAGAGCCUGGCGGUGCUGGUGCCGCUGCUGGGGGCGCAGGUGGUGGUGGGCGGGGAGAGGACCAAAGUCUUCAAGAGGACCACGCCCGGCUUCAGCAAAUCCACCGACGUCACCCCCGACACCUCUCCAGUCCACAUCGUGACCCCGCUGCAGUGUCAGCCCUCCAAGGUCCCCAGCCUGCUGCCUCCUAAGCACGCUCCCCCCACAGACUCCCUACUCAUGCAGGACACCCUGACUGCCCUGCAGACCGCCAGGAAUGACAAAAAACUCUCCACGGCACGGGAACCAGCUCUCAGCAGAGCCAUGACGUUACCCUUGAACGGCUACAGCGAUCUGAAGGAGAAGACUGUUCCAGAGAGAGCCAUUAUAGGGGACGCGCUACUUGGCCAGCCGGACGGCUCACCGGAGGACUGGCCCGAUUGGAGCGACGCAGAGGACGGCGAGAGGAAACCCAAUCAGCCGGUACAGAUCCAGAUAAGACCCGGCCCAGACAGCCCUGGGCAGCCAGUCGGAAGGCCGGAAAGGCAGGAAGAGGUGGUGGAGGCGGAGGCGGAAGAGGAGCCUUGGGACGACUUUGAGGACGAGGAAGUGACGUCCGACCAGUCGCCCACCACACCCUUGCCACCCAUGCCAAGGGAGAAACCAGUAGCGGUACCAGUAGCAGGAGCAAGAGGGGGGACACCACAGUCAGGUGCAGCCCACAGCCAGACCCAGAGCCUGACCCAGGGCUCCAAAGCACUCAAGUUGGCGUCCGCCCCUAAAGUGGCCUUUUCCUCACCACCUCCGCCCAGCACAGAUGCAUCAUGGGACAGCUGGGAACAGCCAGUGCAGGAGGACAAUAAAGCGGACAGAGUUAAGCCUAAAGCGAAAUCCAUCGCCGACACAUUCAAGUCAAAAGCUGCUGGUGCCGGUGCUGGUGUUGGUGGAGGGGGAGGGGUACUAGGAGAGGAGUUCACCAUCAUGGUGAAGAAGAAGCCGGCGGUGGACCCGGAGCUGGACUUCUUUGCUGACAUGGAGCCGGAUAUCCAGCUGCCGUCCUCCGCGGCUGCGUUCCUGCUGGCGGCCCCCUCCUCGGGGACCAGCGAUCCUCACGGGGUGGCACAGGCCGGCACGGAGAACUCCACAGGGUUGCCUGUGGUGUCUGGGUUGGGCUCGGACCUACUACGGACAGACACCAGGACGGACGCCAGUGCCCUCUCUCUCACCGGCAAAUUCGCAGCAGAGGAUGUUAGCGAGGCUGACGCUGAAGGAGGCUGGGGAGACGGCGAUGACCUGAACUGGGAGGACGAGAAUGCUUGGUGAUGACCUUUGAACUCCUAGAGUAAAGCCAUAGUGGAUAAAGAGAGACUGAGGGAGAUAUGGGCCUGCUCUUCUUCAGGCUCCACACAAGAGGAGUCAGUGCCCUGCAGGAGUUGGUGGUCUCCUAACCGACAUGCUGUUAUGAUGGUGGACCUUAGGACCGUUACAAUCAAAAGUGUGGAAGGACAUUAUUAUGGGUUUUUAAGUUUCUGAAAGUUUUUUGUUUUAUUUUAUUUUUUUCCUUUUAUGAUGAAGUUCCAACUCAUUCUGUCAGAUGGACAUACGACUGAGAAUGCGUAUAGAGAGAAUGCAUAUUUUUUCCUAGUUCAUACUCCAAUGAACAAUAUAACGAUAAUGGACAUCUUGUCUGUAUCCAUGUCAGCAAGUCUGACUCACUAUUAGAUCUGUUCUAUAUUUUGUAGAAACUCUGCCAAAAAGAAGCUCCCGUCAGAACGCAACCAAAUCAGCCAUGAAUAUAACCCCCCCUCCCUCCUAGAAGUCUCCCCUCAAGAUGCAACCCAAUGAACAGACGUCCCUGUUAAACAAUUACUGCAUUUCUCCAUCCAGUGGACAAUAAUGAAAUUACUGGAUAAACACAAUUUGGAUUCCUUGAUCUGAUGGGACAAAAGCUCCUGCAUACACUGCACAGUUCCUUCAUCCAGUGAACAGAGGGUUUCUUGGCAGAGGUGGCCAUCCCAGGUUCAGGAAGUAUAAAAACUUUGCCACAUUUUCUAUCCAGUCAGCUCAAAAGCAACUGAUUUUAAUGAGUUCUCAGGAGAGGUAGAUCAUUAGCCUGAUUAUCAACGACUUUCAAAUCUUUUUGAGAAUUGGUCUGACCAAGAGCAUAACAAUUUACAUUUCCCAAACGUUUGACCAGUCUCCCUUAAUUUGCUAAUGGUUGUUUGCUUCCCGACAAACUGGGAGGAGUUCCCGGUUUUUCAGAAGCUCAGAAACGACAUUUGUAUUGCUCUUGGCCUGACCAGAAGCAACACUAGGAGGGCGCAGCCUGGCUUGUAGACCAUCUGAGUCAUCUGGGCUGCAUUUCUGGAAAGCAUAGUUACUAACUACAUUAGCUACUUUGUUAUUUGCAAUGCCAUUUCCCAUUGACAACUACCGAAGCUGCUAACUGGCUAACAAUUACGCCUUCGAGAAACGCACACCUGUGUUGGUUGGAAGGAAACUGGCAGCGUUUUAACUUCUGAGCUGGGGUUGGGACACUUGGAAUAGACGCCACUGUAUUCCUUUUCCUUUUUCUUUUGUUGUGCCAUGAAACCCUGAGCUGGAGCCAUGACUGUAAGCCUUAUGAGCCAGUACAACACACACACACACACACACACACACACUCUCACACACAGUCAAACCGACAGACAGAGAUCGCAUUAGUGACACAGAGCACUCACGACUUGCCAGGUUACGAAGUUGAGAUUGGGGUGGGUAUGUGUGUAUGUUAUGAAUGUGUAUAUGCAAAUGAGUGAGUGAAGGAUGCACGGAUGGACUUGUGAAAUGGACAGAUUGACAUAGAUAUAAUUUAUUUGUAUUUUUUGGCUGGAAGUGAAAAUAAAGUUUUAUGGUAUGGUAUCUGA
Engraulis encrasicolus (European anchovy) is the source of this 4400-nucleotide messenger RNA. RefSeq names its product SCY1-like, kinase-like 3 (gene scyl3). Bases 331 to 2820 code for a protein of 829 amino acids. The transcript has 14 exons. Gene Ontology annotation, molecular function: protein kinase activity; ATP binding. The record is from RefSeq and is a predicted model, not a curated record. Gene Ontology annotation, biological process: protein phosphorylation. NCBI's taxonomy places the organism in Eukaryota, Metazoa, Chordata, Actinopteri, Clupeiformes, Engraulidae.